Pipra filicauda (Wire-tailed manakin) is the source of this 2698-nucleotide messenger RNA. RefSeq names its product purinergic receptor P2X 5 (gene P2RX5). Gene Ontology annotation, biological process: response to ATP; monoatomic cation transmembrane transport. Gene Ontology annotation, cellular component: nuclear inner membrane; plasma membrane. The transcript is spliced from 12 exons. Lineage: Eukaryota; Metazoa; Chordata; Aves; Passeriformes; Pipridae. Gene Ontology annotation, molecular function: purinergic nucleotide receptor activity; ATP binding; extracellularly ATP-gated monoatomic cation channel activity. The record is from RefSeq and is a predicted model, not a curated record. The coding region runs from base 1356 to 2612 and encodes 418 amino acids.
UGAGCAGCCCUUCACCCCAGGAGCCCCUUGUGACAGAGCCAGUGCAGAGUGGGGCUGGGGCUGGGGAGUGCAGCAGCCACCGGGUUAAAAGGAGGCCACAGGCAGGUUUGUGCUCUAAUUUUGCAGAUGCUGGAGAAAGGCUUCUUUUGCUUUGCAGAGAAACUCUAGGGAUGGCUCUGGCAUGAGGCACAAAAUGAGUGGUUUUUUCCUUAUUACGCUGUUUGUGAUUCUCUCGUGGUUUGGAGCAACCUUGUCACACAUGCUCAUUAAAAAUCAGAUCUAGCUGUUUAGAUUUGAUAUGGAAUUUAAGGAGGAUGAAGGACAACAUUUUCAUAAAACCUGAGAUCUUGAGAAUGAUUCUCCCAGGGAAGAGAAUUUGGCAGGGGAGUACUACAAUUGGCAGUACUAGUAAUGGAAAUAAAAGGAGAUACAGGAGCACAGUAACUGUUAAUGGCAAACAAAGGUAAAUUGCAGGAAAUUAUAUUCCUCCAAAUGAGUUUAGCCAAGUUUCUGGCUCCUUCUGUAAUUCAUUGCUGCAGUGAGCUGGGGAGCAAAGGCAGCUGCUGUGUCAUGGUUGGACCAUCAAUGGCUGUUGGUCCGCAAUGACUGAGGAUGGAAUUGGAGCAGCUCCAAAAGCUCCAGAACCUCAUAAAACUGAGAGUUGGGUCUUUAGCUGUCAGAGGGUGACAGCCUUUGGGGUAAGGUGUGACUGGCCUGGCUGGGAACCUCUUGCCCACAUUGUUUCCUGAAACAAAACCAGCCUGCUUGCCCCGUCUGUCACCUGUACUUGUUUCUUCAGGUCCACUUUUAAGAAAUUAUUGUCUAUGAUGAUUGAUCCUUAACCACGUGCAGAGUUCAUUUAUUAGUUCCUUAAUUUGGGAAUUUAGUGGGUUUUUGUAGCCAGGCAGAUAUUUUGGGUGACUGUCAAAGACCUCAGUACACAUGUGAAUGUUUAAGAAAUUAAAAAUUUAACCCGAUGCUUUGUCAUCCCGUAAAGGCUGAAGAAAGGCUUUAAUCCUUAGCAGUGAGAGACUGUAACUGUGCCACCUUGGAUGCUGUGACAUGGUUUCACGCUAUAACGUGUUUAGUUCUGAUCAUUUUGUGAUGGACAGGAGCCUGGGGACAAAACUGAUGGGGGCAGGGGGGUUUCCCCAGGGGAUGAAUCAGCUGGAAAGCAGCUCAGGGAGGAUCUGAUCUUAGCGCAGCUGCUGGUCUGUGAGCCGGGAGCCGCCGGGGAGCAGCUGACAGGAGGGAGGAGAUCAGUGCGAGGGGUUGGUGUGUCGGUUUCCAGGCAGGGCACGUGUGGGGAGCGAGAGCUGCGAGCGCUGCUCCAGCCUCCGGAGCGAGCCGGGACCAUGGGGCAGGUGGCUUGGAAGGCUUUAUUCCUGUCGCUUUUUGACUAUAAAACGGAGAAAUACGUCAUUGCCAAGAACAAGAAGGUGGGGAUCCUCUACCGAGUGGUGCAGCUCUCCGUGCUGGCUUACCUGGUGGGGUGGGUGUUUGUUGUCAAGAAAGGCUACCAGGACACAGACACAUCUCUCCAGAGCUCUGUCAUCACCAAGCUGAAAGGGGUGGCCUUCACCAACACCUCGGAGCUGGGGGAGAGGCUGUGGGAUGUUGCAGACUACGUCAUCCCUCCACAGGGUGAAAGCGUCUUCUUUGUCAUGACGAAUCUGAUCGUGACCCCAAACCAGAGACAAGCCACCUGUCCUGAGGUAGGAAGAACUGAGCCCCUUGGCCCCCAGACCCCUACAAAACCAGGGAGUGCCAGCAUUCCCGAUGCCCUGUGUCACAAGGACGAGGACUGCCUGGAAGGGGAAGCAGUGGUGGCUGGCAAUGGGGUUAAGACUGGCCGUUGUUUGAAAGACAGGGACAGCACCAGAGGGACUUGUGAGAUACUGGCCUGGUGCCCAGUGGAGAAAAGAUCCAAGCCCAAGAAACCCCUUCUUGGCAGUGCAGAAAACUUCACUGUUUACAUCAAGAACUCAAUUCGCUUCCCCAAGUUUAAGUUCUCCAAGAUGAAUGUGCUGGCAACUGACAAUGAGUCCUACCUGAAGACCUGCCGCUACAGCGCCGAGCAUCCCUACUGCCCCAUCUUCGUGCUGGGGAACAUCGUCCGCUGGGCCGGGGGCGACUUCCAGGAAAUGGCCUUGGGGGGUGGUGUGAUAGGAAUUCAGAUUGAAUGGAACUGUGAUCUUGAUAAAGCCCCUUCUGAAUGUAAUCCUCACUAUUCUUUUAGCCGGCUGGAUAACAAGUCUGCAGAAACGUCCAUCUCUUCUGGGUACAACUUCAGGUUUGCCAAAUAUUACCGGGAUGCUGAGGGGGUCGACUACCGGACGCUCAUCAAAGCCUACGGAAUCCGCUUCGAUGUGAUGGUGAAUGGCAAGGCAGGGAAAUUUAACAUCAUUCCCACCGUUAUCAACAUCAGUUCGGGGCUGGCGCUCAUGGGAGCGGGAGCCUUCUUUUGUGACCUGGUGUUGCUGUAUCUGAUUAAGAAGAGUAACUUUUAUCGAGGCAAAAAGUACGAGGAAGUGAAGUCCAAUUCCAGGAAGUCAUUGUCUAGUCCGACACCGAAUGGGAAUCAGAGCCCAGACCAGCUGGGUGGGCUCUAAGCAAAGUGGUGGCUCUGCCAGCUGGACUUGUGCUCCAGGAAAACCACACAGGUGUGAAACCACACCAGCACUGGGAGAUGGAGAGC